GAAGAGCGGAUAUAGUGAAUGUGGGAUCCGGGAAGAGCGGAUUAUAGCGAAUGCGGGGUCCGGGGAGGGCGGACAUAGCAAAUGCGGGGUCCGGGGAGAGCGGAUAUAGUGAAUGAGGGGUCUGGGGAGAGCGGAUAUAAUGAAUGCCGGGUCCGGGGAGAGCGGAUAUAGUGAAUGCGGGGUCCGGGGAGAGCGGAUAUAGCGGAUGCGGGGUCUGCGGAGGGCGCAUAUAGCGAAUGCGGGGUCCGGGGAGGAUGGAUAGAAUGCGUGAUGAAAUCUGAACUGAAGAUAAUUAUAAUAAAUGCUGCCACUUUCUAU
This is a messenger RNA of Staurois parvus, 318 nucleotides long. The record is from the annotation of a GenBank genome assembly. Lineage: Eukaryota; Metazoa; Chordata; Amphibia; Anura; Ranidae.